Molecule: messenger RNA, 785 nt
Organism: Mus musculus (house mouse)
Lineage: Eukaryota; Metazoa; Chordata; Mammalia; Rodentia; Muridae
Gene: Faiml
Product: Fas apoptotic inhibitory molecule like
Exons: 5
Coding region: 157-693 (178 amino acids)
Biological process (GO): negative regulation of apoptotic process; regulation of signal transduction
Cellular component (GO): cytoplasm
Source: RefSeq, marked validated
AGAUCACAGUCUGUAGUGUUCAACGCGCAUGCUCCCAGUGCGUCCCGUCCCCAAGCUUGCUGCAGGAGCAAAACUUUGCAGUCUAAGGAAUCAGACCCAAGACGUUGCUUUGCUAGGUGGUCGGUCCAUAGGCCAUAAUUUCACAGCCUGGGGAAAAUGAAAAUUGCAGCUAUCUGGGAUGUUAUUUUAAGUGAUGGAGUCCACAAGAUUGAAUUUGAACAUGGGACCACAUCAGGCAAACGAGUUGUGUACGUGGAUGGAAAGGAAGUGAUAAGAAAAGAGUGGAUGUUCCCUUUAGUGGGCAAAGAAACCUUCUGUGUUGGAGCUGCAAAAAACAAAGCUAUCAUACGUAUACUUUCUGGCAAAGGUUGUGGUUUUAGUUACACUCUGGAAAUUGAUGGGAAAAGCUUCAGGAAAUUCGUGGAGAACAGAUCUAAAACUACCAACACCUGGGUAUUGCACUUGGAUGACAAAGACUUUAGAAUUGUUUUGGAAAAACCCACUAUGGAUGUAUGGUGUAAUGGUAAAAUAGUAGAGUCGGUGGGCGAGUUUGUAGAUGACGGGACUGAGACGCACUUCAGCGUUGGGAACCACGGCUGUUACAUAAAAGCCGUGAGCAGCGGGAAGAAGAGAGAAGGGAUUAUCCAUACCCUCAUUGUGGAUAACAGGGAAAUCCCAGAGCUCACUCAGUGACACCUUCUUACUGAGUUCUGAGCUGAGGAGGUGACCUCAGAACUUGCUGAUGACUGUGGCAAUUAAAUGUGCUCAAUGUGUGCUUAUCAAUA